This is a messenger RNA of Ascochyta rabiei, 582 nucleotides long. RefSeq lists its product as uncharacterized. Lineage: Eukaryota; Fungi; Ascomycota; Dothideomycetes; Pleosporales; Didymellaceae. The record is from RefSeq and is a predicted model, not a curated record. The coding region runs from base 1 to 582 and encodes 193 amino acids. The transcript has a single exon.
AUGCUGGCCGGGCUCACGAUCACCCACAUCCCAGGCAAUUCCGGCAAGGGAAACUCUGGCGAUGCCACAAACGCUGGAGAGGAACUGUGGGUAAAUUACUUUGAGGCUGCGAAGUGCAAGAAGAAGGGCAUCAAAGCUUGCGUGUACGGGUACGUGAUUCGUAAGGGAGAGGAACACUCGGUAUCUCUCCUCGUGCUCGAUUACGACAAAGUGUCCAGCGACAUCGUCAACGAGGCGGCCCGGUCUACUGGAAAGAAGGAACCCAUCAUAAACUGCAAGAACUCCACCCAGUAUGCACGACCAGUGUGGAUGGGUCACGGAUUUGAGCUCGGCAAGGCUGUCGUUUCUCCCGCAAAGAAGCGAAGCGGCGUGGACCAUCCCUCACCCGACAGAGGAACAAAGGCCGAGUCGUGGAGCCACGCACAGUGGCCGACAACGACAUCACAAUGCCCAGGACCGAUUGGAAGAAGCUCGUACAGGCUUACAAGGGCAAGGGUGCAUUCGACAAACGAAUGUAUUCGCAGCUGCGCGCUGCCAUCCAGAUAUACCGAGGAACGAAACACCUUCACGCUCCCUCUAUAG